UUGAAUACAUUAUGCUCGUCAAUUGAACGAAAACGCGUCCUCCUCGCUGCUAUCGAAACGCUAGAGCAUCGACGAGAUCCUGCGAGCAAGUUUUCCACCGGAGAAAAUUAGCGAAUUAAAAAGGGAAAAAAGCAACAAUAAGUAAAAAAAAAAGUAAAGAGUUGAUCGGAAUUAACGAAUAAGGGUCUAAAUCUGGUUGGUUAGUGGGCAGGACAAAUUUGUGAAACAUCUGAUCGGAACAAGGUGUUUGCGCAAGUAAUAGGGUGGCGCGAACUUCUACCCCGAGUCAGCAGGACCUCUAUCCUCUACGCGAUCUGGCUCAGUCUUGCCUUGGUGCUCGCGUCGAGUGAUAGUAUACGCGGUUACAUUUCCGCGAGUCAAAGCACGUUGUGCUACAAUACACGCUCGAUCGACAAUGUAGAUAUUUUACACUAACUUAUUAGUUGGUUUCUGACGAAUUUUCACCUUAUGACAAUGGACUUCCAAAGUGCUAUGGAAACUUUUGCAGAAGCUUGGGUAGCCGCCAACACUAAAAGUGCACCGCUAACUGAUCUAAAUCCUCAGAGUCACGCGAUCGCAUUAACCAGGAACUGUAAGACACCACCUCCUGCAUCAACCCCUGCAGCGUCACAUUUGUCGGGUCGUGAUUCCACUGAGAGUGUCUGUACACCUGUGCCACCUCGGUCUACCAAUUCUAUUGAAUCGGCUGUUUCCUCUCCAUCGGCUAAAGAAGAAUUCGACCAUGCCAAAUCUGGAAGUAGCAAAUCCCUGCCGGUCCACUGUAUCGUAGAAUCAAUCAGCAUUAUAGAAGAAAGCAAAGUAUCGCAGCCGUGGAGGAAACGUUGUCUUGUAGAGACAGACAGUUACGUUAUCAUACCAGUUGGUACACCGUUUCAAGGACUAGUGCAAGCUGCCCUUCUGAGACUUGGUUACUCAGCUGAAUGUGCCACAACAGCGAAAGGACUGGUUGUCAUCAAAAACUGGAAGGGAUUAAACUUUGAACAAAUCUCAGACGAUCCUCUAAUCACUGUUGGCGAUAUUUUGGGGGAACUGACGGCUGUUGCAACAUUAAGAAUUCAAAUUAUUAAAAAUCGCAAUGCCGCUUUUGGGGACAUUAAAGAUAAACUUCUCCAUUUUUUCCUUACCCAAUCGCAAGGACUUUUGAAUUCAACGGGAUGUCCUUUGGAUGAGCUUAUUUUAUCACAGAUAUGCCGUACCGGAAACGCACCUCAGUCGCCGGACAUAUCUGACGACUGUCGACGAAAAUUUGACCAAUGGUGGAAAUCCCAAUUCAACUCUCAAUCGCCUUCGAAUAAGUCAUAUUCGGGAGUCCAAUUUCCCAAUCAAUAUCCAGCAAACGCCCACAGUCAAAAGCCUUUCGAUCGGAAUUUGAUAGAUCCCCUCCAUUCGGUCAUGCAAACGGUACAAAAUCAAUUUCCAACUCAAAAAACACGUAUGCGCACCAGUUUUGAUCCUGAACUUGAACUACCAAAAUUGCAGCGAUGGUUCGCUGACAAUCAGCAUCCCAGCCGGCAACAGAUCCAGCAGUACGUCAAAGAAUUGAAUUCAUUAGAAUCUCGAAGAGGUAGAAAACCGCUAGAUGUUAACAAUGUCGUGUACUGGUUCAAAAAUGCCAGAGCUGCACAGAAAAGGGCAGAAAUUCGAAGUAUCGGCCCAGGACUGAACUGCCAUAUACCGGUAAACGGCUUUGCCGAUCACGGUUCGACGAAUGGAACAAAUAUUUUAUUGGGGGAACCCUAUCUGGGUCAUGCGCGUCCCGAUAACCACUUAAAAGGAAACAUUCCCGAAUAUUAUCGCAGAGCUUUUCAAGCAACAAGAAUGUCCGAUGAACUUUCUAAUGCCACGUCUGAAAUGGAAGAGGACGACGUUCCCGAAAGUCAGCCGCAAAGUCCUGUAGCUCCAUUGUCGCUGACGAAAUCUUGCAGGAAAGACUACAAAGGCGAUGAUGAAAGUUCUCAUCCUGGAAACUCUCCACCGACACCUGACAUUCAGGUGCAAUUGCCUACGACGGAAAUUAAAGAGGAACCUGUCAAUCUCCAUUCUCCGCAGGAUCAACAGUCCAUGUCGCAAAAGGAAGCGACUUCUGAUAGGGAAGAUAAUGGAGAAGGAGGAGACAAAAGCCGCAUUCAAUCGCUCAAUACUUCCCAGGCUGUUGAACGGCCGCUUUCUCAAAGUUAUCGGACAUCUCCAGAAUACGAGAGUCAACUUCCACAAAGAUGCAACGAUAGUUUAGAACGUUUAACAGCUGGAUUUCCAUUGGUUCCAAAUUCCAUGUUUAGUCAAAGUAUAAUGUACAUGAGUCAUUAUAUUCCCGGUGUCUCUCAUCCGACCCCGUCACCCCCGAGCAGCUCCAACGUGCUAGGAUUGACAGCCGACGAACGUAGGAAAAGGAACCGAACAUUUAUCGACCCUGUUACCGAAGUUCCCAGAUUGGAACAAUGGUUUUCAUUAAAUACACAUCCAUCACACAAUCUCAUUUUAAAAUAUACCGAAGAACUGAACUGUAUGGCGUACAGGCAGAAAUUUCCCAGAUUAGAACCAAAAAAUGUCCAGUUCUGGUUUAAAAACCGCAGAGCCAAAUGCAAACGGCUUAAGAUGUCAUUGUUCGAUGCCCAAACAUCCCCCGCUUACCACCACGGCGACCGGGAAUAAAAAUCGUACUUAAGCUGUUCCACAAGUUUCGUUUGCUAAAAUGCCAAAGAUUCUAACUGUAAUACAUUACAUUGUUUAUUGCUUCUAGUUUACAAUAGGUGAUAAUUGUCGACAGUUUGUACUUGUACAAAUGAAGGAAGUACCUACAUAUACAUACAUAUAUAGAUCAUUGUCCAGACAUGUUCAAUGUACGUCUCAGAAUAGUGCCAAAAGUCUGCUUUUCUUUUAGUUAUGUAAAACGUGCAAUUUUUUUGACAUGUUACACAAGCCGUUUUAAGAAUUGUUCAUUAAGCUUGAUUGUUAUAUAAACAAAACUAAAAAUUUAAGAAUAGCCGAGGCAUCUAUUCUAGGACAUGCUUACAUGUUUUUCAUCCCUGUCAAAUACAAUAAUCCUUCGUGAUUUCAGUUAUCCGCAGUUAUGAUAAAAAAAUCGUAAACCCUAUCGUCUAUAUAUUAUGAACUACUACAUUUGUCUUAAGUUCAAAAAUAAAUGUGAAUUUAAUCCUUAUUCUUUCUACUUACUACUUUCACUGUAUUUCCCGUACUUAACCUUUGCGGAUAACAAGGAAUUUACUGUUUCAAAAUUAAGGCUCGGAAUUGUAUUACAUUAUUUCAAUAUUUAAAUAUUUGAAAAUACAUAAUUCAAAAAAUA
This is a messenger RNA of Agrilus planipennis (emerald ash borer), 3325 nucleotides long. RefSeq lists its product as uncharacterized. The transcript has 5 exons. NCBI's taxonomy places the organism in Eukaryota, Metazoa, Arthropoda, Insecta, Coleoptera, Buprestidae. The coding region runs from base 469 to 2673 and encodes 734 amino acids. The record is from RefSeq and is a predicted model, not a curated record. Gene Ontology annotation, molecular function: DNA-binding transcription factor activity, RNA polymerase II-specific; RNA polymerase II cis-regulatory region sequence-specific DNA binding. Gene Ontology annotation, biological process: regulation of transcription by RNA polymerase II; chromatin remodeling.